Messenger RNA from Hypomesus transpacificus, 2430 nucleotides. RefSeq names its product finTRIM family, member 87 (gene ftr87). The record is from RefSeq and is a predicted model, not a curated record. Bases 35 to 1771 code for a protein of 578 amino acids. Gene Ontology annotation, molecular function: zinc ion binding; protein binding. NCBI's taxonomy places the organism in Eukaryota, Metazoa, Chordata, Actinopteri, Osmeriformes, Osmeridae. The transcript has 7 exons.
UGUUGUAGAAAACCUUGCGUUGUACCUGUAUGAAAUGGCAGCCACUAGCAUUUCUGUAGAACAGGAGCAGUUUAGUUGUCCUGUAUGUCUAGAUGUGCUUCAGGACCCAGUGACGAUCCCCUGUGGACACAGUUAUUGUAUGGACUGUAUUGAGGGCUACUGGAACAAGGACAAGCAGAAAGGGAUAUUCUGCUGUCCUCAGUGUAGGCAGAUUUUUAGUCCUAGACCAACACUGAGCAGGAGUACAGUCCUGGCAGAAGUGGUGGAGAAGUUUCAAGGGUCCGGAUUACGUGGAACGCCUCUACAGCCGAGUGCCAAGACUGAGGAUGUUGUGAAAUGCGAUAUUUGCUUUAGUAAAAAGAGCAAAGCCGUUAAAUCUUGUCUCGUUUGCUUGGAAUCUUAUUGUGACGCUCACUUAAUGGCACACGAGGUACAAUUUUGUGGGAAAACACACAAACUGAUCCAAACUUUGGGCUCACUGAAAGAGAAGUUGUGUCCACAUCAUAACAAACUGCUCAGAGUCUAUUGUCGAACUGACCAGCAGUGUGUCUGCACUAUUUGUACAAAGGAGAGCCACAAGGACCAUGACACCGUCUCAGUCGUAGCAGAGAGGAAAACUCAACAGAAACAACAAGAUGAGGCAUUCUUAAAAUCCAUACAUACAUUUAAAGAGAUGGAAAAGAAGCUUAAGCAAAUUAUCAGAUACAUCAAGCAUGCCACCGAGACAGGCAUGGAGGAGAGCGAGAAGGUCUUCUCCAAGCUGAUCCGCUCCGUCGAGAGAAGGCGCUCUGAGGUGAGAGAGGAGAUGCGGGCCCAGGAGAAGGCUGCUGUCGGACAGGCAGAAACCCAACUGGAGAAUCUGGAGAGGGAACUCGCUAAACUGAGGAAGAGUGACUCGGAGCUAGAGCAGCUUUCACACACCGAGAACCACAUUUAUUUCCUCCAGAGGUGCAGGUCCCUUGAUCAGCCUCCCCAGACUGUGGAUCUUCCCUGCAUUAAAGUUCAUCCAUGCUUUGUGGACAAAAUCCUGAGAGGAGCCCUUGUUGACUUGCACGAUCGAUUAGAGGAAGUGUGUGAGAGGGAAAUCGACAGGAUCUCUGAUAAGAUCAAGGAAGGAAGCCCACAUCAGGAAUCACAUCCACAAUCCACUACAACUCUUCAGAGAGCAAACAACAGUACCACAGCCAACACAGAGCCAAAAACCAGGUCAGAAUUCCUACAAUACUGCGACAACAUGAUGCUGGACGUCAACACAGCGAACCCCUACCUGCGCGUGUCUGACGGGAGGAAGGGAGCGACCACACUGUCAGAGUCCCAGCCGUACCCAGACCACCCGGAGCGCUUCAGCAGCUGGGCCCAGGUGCUGUGUCGAGGGCCCCUGAUCGGACGCAGGUACUGGGAGGUGGAGUGGGAGGGCUCCAGGGGGGUCUCCGUAGGAGUGUGCUACAAAGGGAUGACCAGGACAGGGGGAGGGACCGACAGCAAGCUGGGACACAAUUCCAAGUCCUGGAGCCUGGACUGCUCCAAUCUCAGUUGCUCUUUCCAACACAACAAGGACAGUACAGCCAUAGGUGUCCCGUGCUCCAACAGGAUAGGAGUGUUUCUGGACCACGGGUCUGGAAUGCUGUCUUUCUACAGCGUCUCUGAUAAGAUGACUCUGCUUCAUAGGACCAAGACCACGUUCACUCAGCCUCUCUACCCCGGCUUCUGGGUGGGACUGGGAUCCACCUUGAAACUAGGCUCUCCUCACAAACACGUUGUUUGGUCAUGAAACAAAUGAUUUAAUGGUGUACUUUGUAUAGAUACCAUUUGAUGGAUUUGAAUGUAAUUUUCUAUGUAGAGGGUUCCUGCAGGUUUCAGUAAGACAAAUGUAAGACCUUAAGACAUUUUAAGACCAUAAAGAUUGAAAUUUAAGAGAUGACACAUUACCCCAAAAAUAUUUUAAUAAAUAUUCUAAAUAAGUUCUGAAAAAAUAUUUUUAUUUCUGUGAAUUCAGUCUUCGAACCACAACCCGACUGUCCAGAUCCACUGUCCCACCAGGAAAAGCUCAACCAAUCUAAAAAUGAAUUUACCUUUUAUGAGUUUUAUUUAUAGGUCAAGUUUUAUUUAUGAGUUUUAUUUAUAGGUCAAGUUUUAUUUAUAAGUCAAAGAGCUAAAAAUUUGGUGUAAGAAGAUCCUUCAGCCAAAUUUGAACACCAGAUUCCUCACACUGUAGCCCACAUCUUUAACCACUGAGCUAUUAGGGAUCAUCUCCACUCGACAUUUUAAAUUUGACAUUGAACUAUCUAGUUGAAAACAACCUACAGAGUUGGGGUGUCAUAAAACCAUAAGAAAGCAGGGCUCCCCUGUUAACUCACUGGAUUAUGGUGCAUGCUCUUUCAGACAUGCUGGGGCAGCCUGGGUUAAAAUCAACAUUUCAAAUUGUUUAUU